Messenger RNA from Jaminaea rosea, 1040 nucleotides. RefSeq lists its product as hypothetical. Bases 44 to 931 code for a protein of 295 amino acids. The record is from RefSeq and is a predicted model, not a curated record. The transcript has a single exon. NCBI's taxonomy places the organism in Eukaryota, Fungi, Basidiomycota, Exobasidiomycetes, Microstromatales. Gene Ontology annotation, biological process: mitochondrial proton-transporting ATP synthase complex assembly. Gene Ontology annotation, cellular component: mitochondrial membrane.
ACGACUUCUCCAGCUCCAAUCAAUCCUCAACCAACGUCGCAAGAUGCUCGACGUUGGAUUAGGCGUCGCGAGGAGCGCCAGGCUCUUGUCGACAAGGGCAAUGAGCCUCAAUCAGCUUGACCACCGGAAUAUCAGCAGCUUGAUUGGGACCGCUGCCAAGACCGCCUCGCUGCCGACCGCAACACUCCGCCGUCCUGUCUAUCAAGCACUUCCUCGGCAACGACACUUUUCUUCCUCGUCUAGCCGUCUCAAUACCCCUCUUCCACCCGAAGAAGCCUUCAGACCAGCUGCUACCACAUCGUCUGCACCUCAGGCCCCUCUUGCAACCUAUUUAGGCCCAAUGUCACGCACCUUCUACCGCCUCAAACUCUUCAGCAUGACCUCCCUCCUCUUUGCUUCCUCUCUCACCCCAGUCUUCCUCUUCGCACCGGCAGAGGGCGUCACCCUGGCUGCACGCUGCGGAAUUGUGGCCAUGGCCCUUGGCACCAGCGGGGUGUCCACGGCACUCGUCGCGUGGAUUGGGAAGCCGUACGUGGGUAGGAUGGCGUUGCGCAAGGGGGAGAAGGGACAGGCGAUGAUUGAGGCCAAUAAUCUCAGCUGGAGAUUAAGGCCAUUCCAAACGACGAUCUACAGGCCUUCCUUCAUUAGACCAACGUCUAGACCGUUUGCGAACUGGGAGCUUCCCGAGGAACCAGGGGCGGUUGAUGAUUUACAGGCUAUCCUGGCCGACAGUAGCAGCGGGAGCGAGAGCGGAGCACGUCGAUUUCUCAUUGCAGAGACGAAAGACCUCAAGACGGAUCGUGUGGUGGGCUCAUGGUGGGGGCAGGUGGAUGAUGCAGGCCAGGUGAAGUGCACCGGGCAGGGCAAGCCGGUCAGGCAUUUCCAGGUGCACGAGGAGCUAUUGGGCGAUGAGUGGAGGAUUCUCAAUUGAAAGACGAGUGACCAAGGAGACGAAGCGCACAUUUGUGGUAGCGCAGAGCGCGAUUGCAUUCCCUUAGCUGUGUAUACAUGCUCGCCUUCCCCUUCCCUCACGAUCACGG